Molecule: messenger RNA, 591 nt
Organism: Venustampulla echinocandica
Lineage: Eukaryota; Fungi; Ascomycota; Leotiomycetes; Helotiales; Pleuroascaceae
Product: Molybdopterin synthase catalytic subunit
Exons: 2
Coding region: 1-591 (196 amino acids)
Biological process (GO): Mo-molybdopterin cofactor biosynthetic process
Cellular component (GO): cytosol
Molecular function (GO): molybdopterin synthase activity
Source: RefSeq, a predicted model, not a curated record
AUGGCCAGAGAAAUUGUCGACCAGCACUGCUAUGUGGCGUUAACUGACGACCCUCUGGAUGCCAAAUCAAUAAUGGACCGAGUCCGAAGCCCGAAAGCUGGGGCUAUAGUUCUAUUCGCGGGCACCACAAGAGAUAAUUUUGGGGGAAAGCCAGUUAAAGAACUUCAGUACACAUCCUACGAGCCACGUGCUCUCCAGACCAUGACCGCAAUCUGCAAAUCUCUCCUAGAAAAACAUUCUCUUACGGCAAUUGCAAUGAUACACCGGCUCGGUGUUGUCCCCAUUGGUGAAGAGAGCAUUCUGAUUGCAGUGUCGUCGCCUCAUCGCCAGGCCGCUUGGAGGGCUGGCGAGGAAGCUCUCGAAGAGUGCAAAAGCAAGGUCGAAGUAUGGAAAAAGGAAGAGUUCGGCGGUGAAGAAGGCGGCAUUUGGAGAGCUAAUCGAGACGGUGCUGCUGGAGUGCGUAUUGAUAGCGGCGACAAGAAGGAGCCAGCUGAAGGACCUCAUGGACCAAUUCUUCGCCCAGGAAGGCCGGGAGAGAAGGGACAUGGACCGGUCGUCCACCUAAACACAGCUGGAGAGAAUAAACCGUGA